Camelus dromedarius (Arabian camel) is the source of this 1233-nucleotide messenger RNA. RefSeq names its product peptidylprolyl isomerase C (gene PPIC). The record is from RefSeq and is a predicted model, not a curated record. The transcript is spliced from 5 exons. Gene Ontology annotation, molecular function: peptidyl-prolyl cis-trans isomerase activity. The coding region runs from base 65 to 703 and encodes 212 amino acids. Lineage: Eukaryota; Metazoa; Chordata; Mammalia; Artiodactyla; Camelidae. Gene Ontology annotation, biological process: protein peptidyl-prolyl isomerization; protein folding.
CAGCCGGCCAGGAGUCCCGCCAGCUGUCGCAUCGGAGUCGCUGCUGCCACUGCCACCGCUCACCAUGGGCUCGAGUCCCCGGCUGCUGCUUUUUCUCGUGCUUUGCGUGGGGCUCAGCGCGCUCGUGCCUUCUACAGGGGCCUCGGGCGUCCGUAAGAGAGGCCCCUCGGUGACGGCCAAGGUCUUCUUUGAUGUGAGGAUUGGAGAUAAAGAUGUUGGCAGAAUAGUGAUUGGCCUCUUUGGAAAAGUCGUGCCCAAGACUGUGGAAAAUUUUGUCGCUCUGGCAACAGGAGAGAAAGGAUAUGGAUAUAAAGGAAGCAAAUUUCAUCGUGUCAUCAAAGAUUUCAUGAUUCAAGGAGGAGACUUCACCCGUGGAGACGGCACUGGCGGUAUAAGCAUUUACGGUGAGACGUUUCCAGAUGAGAACUUCAAACUGAAGCAUUAUGGCAUUGGGUGGGUCAGCAUGGCCAAUGCAGGGCCAGACACCAACGGCUCUCAGUUCUUUAUCACCUUGACCAAGCCCACCUGGCUGGAUGGCAAGCAUGUGGUAUUUGGAAAAGUCAUCGAUGGAAUGACAGUGGUCCACUCCAUAGAACUGCAGGCAACUGAUGGGCAUGACCGUCCGCUCACCGACUGCUCCAUCGUCAACAGCGGCAAGAUCGAUGUGAAAACGCCCUUUGUGGUAGAGGUCGCUGACUGGUGAUACAACUAGCAGAAAACAAAGAAGCACACACUCUGGCAGGGGUGUAGGGGUGUGUGUGUGUGUGUGUGUGUAUGUGUGUGUGUCUUUUGAGUCUUCAAAGUUACUGUUUUGCUUUGUUUUUAAACUUUCUUCUGUUUUCCGCCCUAGAUCACAGGGAAGUUACAAAGAUCAACCACUCAAAGUUUAGUUUCCAUGAAUUUUGGUAAAUCACUUGCUUAGGGACUUUGCACUUAAAAGACAUAUCCCUCUCCUCAAGUGGUGCUAUUUUUAAACUAGAAAAUUUUUUAUUGGCUAUAUUCUUUUGAAGAACACAUUCAUUACUUUGCUGGAUUAAUUGUGAUACCUGGGUUGAGUGAUAUAUAAGAUCUGUCUGAGAAAGAUGGGGAUUGGAAGUUUAUUACUUUGUAUUCAAACAGAAAUUCUUUUCAGGUAAAGGGAGAUUUGAUUAGUAUUAUCUGAUAUAUGGCACAGGGACUUUUACCUGUGAAAGGUGCUUUGGUGUUCUCUAUAUUAAAUACUUUUUAUAUAGA